Aureobasidium namibiae CBS 147.97 is the source of this 1656-nucleotide messenger RNA. RefSeq names its product glycoside hydrolase. The coding region runs from base 1 to 1656 and encodes 551 amino acids. Gene Ontology annotation, molecular function: beta-glucosidase activity. NCBI's taxonomy places the organism in Eukaryota, Fungi, Ascomycota, Dothideomycetes, Dothideales, Saccotheciaceae. Gene Ontology annotation, biological process: glucan catabolic process. The transcript is spliced from 5 exons. Gene Ontology annotation, cellular component: extracellular region; cell surface. The record is from RefSeq and is a predicted model, not a curated record.
AUGCAGCACAAACAUCUGCUUAGUCUUCUCACCAUCUUCCUUGCCCGGUCGGGGGUCGUUUGCAAUGGCACAUCCUCUCGUGUCUCGGCUCAAUCUUGGGUAGAUGGAAUCAAUCCUGGUUGGAAUCUGGGUAACACUCUUGAUGGAAUUCCAGACGAGGGAGAUUGGGGAAAUCCUCGAGUUGUGCCCUCGACCUUUGAUGAUGUGAAGAAGGCGGGAUUCAAAGGAGUUCGACUACCAGUGACAUGGGCAUAUCACUUCGAUACGGAAGCCCCUGAUUACAUAGUCAACCCGUCCUGGCUCCAGCGAGUAUCCGAUGUGGUCGACAUGGUUCUCGAGCGUGACAUGUAUGUUCUCAUCAACGUUCAUCAUGACUCCUGGACAUGGGCCGAUGUCACCCAAGCCAGUGCAAAUUACACUCAGAUUGAAGAGAAUUUGCUGGCUUACGAGCCCAUCAAUGAACCUCCGGGCACGACCGCAGCACAUGCAGCUGAGUUGAGAAAGCUCGAAAAUUUGUUCCUGAAAGCUAUAAGCGAUGCUGGUGGUUUCAAUCCCGAGCGUGUGGUCACCCUCAAUGGUCCACAGGAAAACAGCGACUUGACCUCACAAUACUUCAUCCGCCCAACAAACAUCACCAAUUCUUGGGCGAUUCAGUACCACUACUACUCGCCUUAUCCAUUCAUAUUUUCUGCCUGGGGAAGCACGAUCUGGGGUUCAGCUGCAGACAAAGCUGCUCUUGAAGCAGAUAUCGCCAACAUUCGUUACAACUUCACCGAUGUGCCUCUCAUCAUCGGCGAAUGGGCGGCAUCACCAGUAGCCACUGAAAUAGCAGCCCGCUGGAGGUACUUCGAUUUUCUUGUUCGUACAGCAGCAAAGUACAACACUUCGACGGUGCUGUGGGAUAACGGCGCCGACUUCUUAGACCGUGCGAAUCAUAUCUGGCGUGAUCAGACGGCUAUCGAUAUCUACAUGUCCGCUCUUGGUGGUGAGGCCAAUGCUCUGCCCGACAGCACCACCGAUCCCGAUGCCAUGACACAAUUUACCAAUGCAGACCUAUUCGUGCGUGUCGGUCAGAAUGUGACCUCUCAAAGUCUUCCUUACAUCAUCCCUCUCAACACGAGUUUGGUCUCAAUUACAGGCGACGAUAACAAUUUGUUGACAGGAGGAGCCGACAACUCGAUUUUUGGCAAAACCAUUGUCUUCUCAGCCUCUUUGCUCCGUUCCUACUUCACAUUUUCCGCCAGCCCCGGCUCCAUUGCAAACUUGACUCUCGAGUUCUCCUCCGGUGCUGACUUGACCUCGAAUCUCGUACUCUGGGACACACCCACCAUAAACAGCACCUCGAGCUCCGUAGCUGCGGCAAACGGCCCGAGUAUCUCCAUCCCCGUUCAAUGGAAAGGUAUCAACAAACCCGCGACCGUCAAAGCAGUCACUGCGAACGGGACCUAUCUGGUCGAUGACUUUACAAAGUACUACGGACCUUCACAGAAUGCUAGAACCACGUACAACUCUCAGUGGAACUGGGACACGAACAAUUUGAUCAUCACAGCUGCGGCUGUGAAUGCUGUGAAAUCUUUGGGUGAGGAUGUGAUCUUCACUUUCGAAUUCUACCCAAGGGUGUCCGGCAAUGCAGUAGACUAUACUUUAACUGUCUGA